Messenger RNA from Penicillium taxi, 528 nucleotides. RefSeq lists its product as uncharacterized. Lineage: Eukaryota; Fungi; Ascomycota; Eurotiomycetes; Eurotiales; Aspergillaceae. The record is from RefSeq and is a predicted model, not a curated record. The transcript has a single exon. Bases 1 to 528 code for a protein of 175 amino acids.
AUGUAUACCGUAGCCUUACUGGCAGCAAUGAUAUUCCUAGGAAUGCCAGCGCACGCCAAACUCCCACUGGCAAAGUACAACAACGAAGCAAACAAGGAAAUAGAAAACCGCGCAGUCAUCGAAAUGGCCACAGCAACUAUACUACCCGACAGCCCGUCAGGAGUAGUGACAUUCGGACCAAUGGUAGUAUUGUCCGUAGCCACAACAGUCAGCCUAGAUCCAGUGGCAAGCGCACUCUGCUCAGCCUGUCCAUCCAAGACAGUGACCGUGACCGUCUGCCCUACCCUUCCGCCCGCUUGUCCCAAGGUCGAAGCUUGUCCCAAGAUCGAAGCUUAUCCUAGUACGCCUUCAUCUUUUUCUUCGGCUAGACCGUUCAGCUCAGCUACUUCGUCUAGUUCGGCUCGGUCUAGCUCUGCCACACCUUCCAGCUCUGCUAGGCUUAGUUCUACGCCGCUUAGUCGCGCUACGAGCUCGGCCGUGCCUUCUAGUAGCUCUGCUAAGGCGUCGCUUUCUCCGGGUAUGCUUUGA